ACAGCAGAGGUUAUUUGACAGAUGUACACUGAUAAGUCGGUGCAUAUCUCAUGCAACUAUUGCAGGUGCACAUUCAAAGUGAAAAUGGCAGAAGGAGUAAACCCAACUGCGCUCUCCUGUGUAAAAGCUCUCACAGCUUUUGUUGAAAAUGGAAAAGCUCUGCUGGACCUCGCCGAAAAGGACAGCAAAGAAGGCUCUUUCCAGGAAUUCAUCAGACAGAAAAUCCGCAUUGAGCAAAAACAGUCACUGCUGGGCCUGAUUGAAGCUGCUGCCGGCUUGUACAGAAGUCUGUCUGUUAAGAGGAAAAAGGAUGCAGAGGACCUAUGGACAAAAAACAAUCAUUGUGCAGCCUUGCAGGAUGCUGUGCAAGACUUUCAGCAGCUCGCACUGCAGUGGGAUUCCUUUCUACAACGUUUGGAUGAUGAGUUGCAACUUAGUGCUAAAACACUGACUGAGGACAAUCAAUCAAGACGUAUUCCACCAGACACACCGCUCAUCGAUGCCAAGACAGGAGAAACAGUGACACUGCAGAAAUAUCUUGGGAAAGGUAAAAAGAUCCUGCUGGUGUUAAUCCGUCAGUUCUCCUGCCUGCUCUGCCGUCUCCAUCUUAAAGAUCUGGAGAAGAGUCAGAGAUCCCUGGAUGCACACUCUGUGGAAGUGGUGAUUGUUUCAUUUGGCUGUCGGGAGGGAGCUUCACACUGGCUACAGGAGACAGGCUGUCGGUACGACAUGCUGUUGGACCCUGAUAGAAAGAUAUACACUGCGUUCGGCCUGCAGGCAUCUCUGAAGAAAGUAUUAAACUUCAGUAACAUGCUGCUCUAUGCUGAGUAUGUGGCGGAUAAUAUGGAGUUUCCAAGAGAACUCCCAUCAAUACAAGACGACAUGUUUCAGCUGGGAGGCGACUUUGUUUUGGACGAACAUGGGAGGGUGCUGUUCUCUCACCGCUGCCAGAGUCCAAUAGACCGACCGACAGUGGAGGACAUUUUAUCUGCGCAGUGAAGAUUAAACUCCUUCAUACACAACAUUGACUAAUUAAAGAAAUACAGAAGCAGGUGA
Molecule: messenger RNA, 1056 nt
Organism: Seriola aureovittata
Lineage: Eukaryota; Metazoa; Chordata; Actinopteri; Carangiformes; Carangidae
Exons: 9
Coding region: 22-999 (325 amino acids)
Source: RefSeq, a predicted model, not a curated record